Ornithorhynchus anatinus (platypus) is the source of this 2372-nucleotide messenger RNA. RefSeq names its product PILR alpha associated neural protein (gene PIANP). The transcript has 6 exons. Gene Ontology annotation, biological process: regulation of immune response. Gene Ontology annotation, cellular component: membrane. Bases 431 to 1447 code for a protein of 338 amino acids. NCBI's taxonomy places the organism in Eukaryota, Metazoa, Chordata, Mammalia, Monotremata, Ornithorhynchidae. The record is from RefSeq and is a predicted model, not a curated record.
GCCAUCCAUCGCUGGGGUUGCCAGGUUCGGGAGAGGGGUGAUUUCUCCCCCACCCCUCAAUGGCUCAGAGCCCCUCCGCCCCCCGUCCUGCACCUCUUCCACCCAAGCAUUAAAGAUCAAAUCGUCGAGCCCCCCCACCUCCCCUUUACGCCUGGGCUGUGGGGAAGGGGCUGGGGCCCGUGCUGCAAGGUCAUAUCCAGGGCUGGAACUCCAGGGGAGGGAAAGAAGCCCCUCCCCAGACACACGGACACAAGGAGUCCGUGCCCCCUCCCUCUCCCCAGGGCUGUGGUUGACUGUAGGCGAUCACCUGCUGGUUUACUGGCACAAGAAGAGCGGAGGGAAGGAAACUGGGGGCCUGAGGACUUUGGGGAGCAGAGGCUCGCCCCAUCUUCACCCCUGGGAUCACCCCCCCCCCCGCCAGGCCCCACCAAUGAGUCUGAGGGGCAAGAGGCACCGGGGAGGGGGAAUCCCAGUCAACAGCCAAUACUGCUGGGAUUGGGAAGAGUUAAGAGACGUGAAGGCUGAGCAUCAGGAUCCAGGCAGGUGCCCAGAAAUGGACUCCAAGAUGUGGCCCACGCUGCUGACCUCCCGCCUCCUCCUGCCGCUGUGGCCGUUGCUCCUGCUGCCUCUCCCACCCCCGUCCCAGGGCUCCUCCUCCCCCUCUUCCCCCUCUUCCCCGUCCCGAGCGCCCCCGGCUCCCGCCCGCCCCCCGUGCACCCGAGGGGGUCCCUCGGCCCCUCGCCACGUGUGCGUGUGGGAACGGGCGCCGCCCCCCAGCCGGCCGCCCCGGCUCCCCCGCUCCCGGCGCCAGGCCUCGCCGGGCACCUCGCCCCCGGCCACCCCGUCGGGCUUUGAGGAGGGGCCGCCCUCGUCCCAGUACCCCUGGGCCAUCGUGUGGGGGCCCACGGUGUCUCGCGAGGACGGAGGUGACCCCAACUCGGCCAACCCCGGCUUCCUGCCCCUGGACUACGGCUUCGUGGCCCCCCACGGCCUGGCCACCCCCCACCCCAACUCCGACCCCCUGCGCCACGGCGGGGGUGGCAACGGCCUCAUCCUGGGAGAGGCUCCGGCCACCCUCCGGCCCUUCCUGUUCGGGACCCGCGGGGAAGGAGUCGACCCCCAACUCUACGUCACCAUCACCAUCUCCAUCAUCAUCGUCCUGGUGGCCACAGGCAUCAUCUUCAAGUUCUGCUGGGACCGCAGCCAGAAGCGUCGGCGGCCGUCGGGGCAGCAGGGUCCGCUGCGGCAGGAGGACAGCCAGCAGCCCCUCACCGACCUGUCCCCGGCCGGCGUCACCGUCCUCGGGGCCUUCGGGGACUCGCCCGCCCCCACCCCCGCCCCCACCCCCGACAGGGACGAGCCCCGCGCCGGACCCCGGCCGGGGCCUCCGCAGCCCAAGGGGCCCCCCGCCUUCCAGCUCAACCGGAUCCCCCUGGUGAACCUGUGACCCUCCCGGUGGGAGCUUGGGUCCCUCCCUGCCUUCGAGGCCCGGCCUCCCUCCCCCCUCCCCAACCCAGGCCGGGGGCGAUGCCUGCGGAGCCGGGGGGGGGGGGGGUCCCAGGAGCCCCCCACCACGCUUCGGCCUGGGGCUGCCGGAGGUGGGGGCGGGGGGCGGGGGGAUGCCCCUCUCUCUGUGAGGCGCCCGGCUCCUGCCCCUCGGCUCCCCUUCCCCCAUGUGGGGUUGGCACACCCUCGUGUGGCUUCCGACCCCCCACCCGCCUCGCCCCCCAGACUUCCCCUGGCACACCCACUCGCAGAUCUUGCACACUCACCUCCACGCUUGCACACGCACACUGUUGCACACUCACCGUCUUGUACAGCCGGCCUCUCGCUGGUCCUCCCUCACGUCCCCCGCUCCGUUCGUCGCCAUCGUGCGUCCCGCGGCCUCUGACCCCCUUCCACGUGUCCGUCUUGUGCCCCUGCAUGCUGGAGGGUGGAGGGGGCCGGGGGGCGGCUGGGCCUGCGCUCCCCAGGCCUUUCCUGGGGGACCCCCAAACUCCCCCCGAACUCUGUGUUUGAGGGAGGGCUGGGGAGAGAAGGGUAGCCCCUCCGCCCCCCUCCAGCCACCUCCGUCUUGCCCUCCUCGUCUCUGUCUGUGUUUGUCUUGAACUCAGAACGCCCUUGAGCUCCCCAGGUUUGCCUGGGUUUCUCCCAUUUCGCCAACCUCUCCCGUCGCCCCUCGCCCCCACCCCAACCCCUCUUGCUCCCGCUUUACAUCUCUCUCUCUCCAUUUCUCUCCCUCUCUCCCCCUCAUCUCUUCCUGCCCCUUAUGCUGUGAUAUAUAUUUUUGUAUUCUCUUUCCCCUUGUGGUGAAAUCUUUGAUUCUUGUGGGAUGUCAGUUCAGGAUUUUCAAAUAAAAUCUUUGCAAAAUA